AUGGCAACAGGUGACGAUCAUAUUAACUGUGAUAAUGAAUCGAUGGAUGAUGAGAUAAAUAUGACACGAAGAGAGAGCGACAGAAUGUUAAAUCGAAAUCUGUUUGACUUGACUGAAAUUGAUGUUGAGUCAGAGACUGUAGAUUUAACUCAAUGCCGCAUAGAUGCUAUUCCGGAUCUUUCAAGAUUCAUCCAGUUAAAGGAAGUUUGUCUUCGACAUAACCUGUUAGUUUCACUCAGUGAUCAGCUUGCAAUCCCAACUCUUACUCAGCUCGAUUUAAACGACAAUCAGAUUGAGGUUAUUUCAAAUCUCGAUGUACUGGUCAAUCUUGAGGUUCUUGAUUUAAGCUACAAUCGUAUUAGAAAAAUUGAAGGUUUAUCUGCAUUGUGUAACUUGAAACGUAUCUAUUUGGUGCACAAUAAAAUUGCGAAAAUUGAUGGUUUGGAAUCACUUACGAAGCUUGAAGUGCUUGAGCUUGGUGAUAAUCGAAUCAAGAAAUUAGAGAACAUUGGACAUUUGCGAAAUCUUCGUGAGCUGUAUAUUGGUAAGAAUAAAAUCCCGAAAUUUGAAAACUUAGAAAGCUUGGUCAAACUUACUGUGCUGAGUGCUCCGGCAAAUCGUUUAAUUGACUUAAGCGGUAUUUCGAUGCUGAGUGAACUUACUGAACUACAUAUUAGUGACCAAGGAAUUGAAUCUUUGUCCGAAUUGACGUUUCAGAAAAAGCUGACAAUAAUUGAUGCAGCCAACAACAAGAUAACUAAAUUGGAUGGUCUUACUCACUUAGAGCAGUUGGAAGAUCUAUGGUUGAACGACAAUGAAAUAUCAGAUUGGAACGAGUUAUUAAAGCUUUCCAAGUUGUCCGCUUUAAGGACGGUCUACCUGGAAAGAAACCCCAUCUAUAAUGCGGACCGGAGUAGUUACCGGAGGAAGGCAAUGUUAUGCCUACCCCAAGUGACGCAAAUUGAUGCCACUUUAUGUCGUUGA
This is a messenger RNA of Cercopithifilaria johnstoni, 984 nucleotides long. NCBI's taxonomy places the organism in Eukaryota, Metazoa, Nematoda, Chromadorea, Rhabditida, Onchocercidae. The record is from the annotation of a GenBank genome assembly.